AGUUCACAGCAUUGAGGUUGGGUUGUGUUGUGGUUUUUGUCCUGUGUGGCUAUUUUUAUUUAAACAUUUUUUUACUUUUCUUUUGUGUAUUUAAUUCCCGAUGCGAAAAGUUUGAAUUCCAGCGUCCGUGCCCCUCGAAGACUUCGUACGAGCAAGAUGUCAGCAACAGUAAACGACUUGUGGGUGUCCUGGUUCAGUUGCUGUGUGGCCCGGCCGCAGAAGAGGAGGCACAGGAUUGACAGAUCGAUGAUAGGAAAUCCCACAAAUUUCGUCCAUACAGGCCACAUUGGUAGUCGAGAUGUGGAGCUACCCAAUGAUCAACAGAUUGCCCUCCAAAACCGAAUGAGGAGUAAAGGCGGUUAUGAUACAGCCUAUAAGGAAGCUCAAUGGUGCCAAUAAGACCUCUACAGUGGUCCUCCAUCUUUAAUUUAAAUUAGGUGCUAAAGCUACAAUGUAAUUGAAUUUUUUUUAUCUCUACUUAUUUAUAUAAAACAAAGAAGACUUCCGUUGUUCUGUGUAUACUAUCUUACGUUUCGCUUGUAUAUAUUAUUUACUGUUUAAGGCAUUUUUCCUAUUAUUUCAUAGUUUUUUUUUGUAAAUAUUUCUUUUAGUUUAAGUUCAUUUUAUAAGUACAAGAUUUCCGUCUUUUUCGGCAGCCAUUUUGUUUUGACUUGACAGCUAGUGAAGUUGUUUUUUUUUUGUUAAGAUGCUUUCAUUUGUUUAUGACAGUAUUAAGUAAGAUAAUCCAUUCAAUUUUAUCAAGAAAUUAGACUGACUUGUAGUUAACUCUCGGGUUAUUUGGAUGCCUUAUUAUAAUAUAGAAUAUUUUGGCACAAUAGAAAAUUUUGACUGGCACAACUCAACCUCAGGUAAAUCGGUGUCAUUAAUGGCAAUAAUUGAAGCAAUGUAUGAUAGUUAUUAUUGUACUUAUUGGAAAAUAUAUACGUACUAAAGUUA
This is a messenger RNA of Anthonomus grandis grandis, 957 nucleotides long. It is a transcript of the gene Spec2, whose product is annotated as CDC42 small effector protein homolog. Lineage: Eukaryota; Metazoa; Arthropoda; Insecta; Coleoptera; Curculionidae. Bases 157 to 399 code for a protein of 80 amino acids. The transcript has 4 exons. Gene Ontology annotation, molecular function: small GTPase binding. Gene Ontology annotation, cellular component: plasma membrane. The record is from RefSeq and is a predicted model, not a curated record. Gene Ontology annotation, biological process: regulation of Rho protein signal transduction.